This is a messenger RNA of Ruditapes philippinarum (Manila clam), 2425 nucleotides long. RefSeq lists its product as uncharacterized. Bases 1 to 1980 code for a protein of 659 amino acids. The record is from RefSeq and is a predicted model, not a curated record. The transcript is spliced from 7 exons. Lineage: Eukaryota; Metazoa; Mollusca; Bivalvia; Venerida; Veneridae.
AUGAAUGAAAAUGUACAGAUAGCUAUUCACUACAGUGAUUACAACUUCAGUCAGAAACUGACAGCAAAAGAAGACGUAAGUACCAAGGAAACUGAGAACAAUAUGAACUGUUUAGAGCAAUAUGACCCGCCAGCGAAGAGGAUUAAGAGAGAAGAAAUGGGCCGUGCCCAUGACAUUAAUGUCUUGACAUGCAAAAAUGUUUUGGAAACAUCCGGUGCAGACAAAGCUGGAACUUCUGAUGGUUACACAGAACUUGAGCUUUUAGUCAGUAUUGAAGAUGAAAUAGAAGAAGAAUACAAGCAGGAGAAAGGAAAAUUUUCAGAUAUUCGCAUAAAAGAGAUAAAAGUUCAGGCGAGUGAGUUUCCAAGGUAUGAGUUUGCAUUGAGCAAUAUGUUGGAUGUUGUGAUGCGAUAUAAAGUUGUGCUUCAAUCAAACUGCAUUGGACAAGAUGGCAGAUAUAUUUUGUUUUAUGUAUGUACCACCCCUGAAAAUGACAAAAUGAUCGAUGAUUUUCUUCAAGAAAUAUUUAAGAAAGGAACAAUUAGAGAUGGUGGCUCCCUUGAACAAUUUGUUCAAUCCAUUGAUCAAUCGGCGGUCUCUUGCUUUAUAAUACCUGUGAACUAUCAACACAUUUUGACAGCAAUAAGACACAGGACAACCAUGACAUUUAUCCUAGGCAAUACUGACUUGGAUGAAAAAUCUAUUCAACGAUGCCAAAACACAUAUGCCAUUCAAAAAAAUAUCGCAUGGAAACAGAUAGAUUCAGUCUUAGAAGAAUGGCUUUUUCAAAGUCUCAAGCCAGUUUGUGGUGCAUUAGGAGGGGAUAUUGAACGUAACCGUUUCGACAAAAACGCAACUAAUAGGGAUGAGUAUGAAGAAAAACCAAUAACAGAUGACGAGCAGACCAAUGAGACAAAUGUAAUUAUCUUUCUUAAAAAAGAUAUGCUUUCAACUCUUAAGACGGAAACUAAAGAUUGUCUUUUUGAAGAGAUUAUAGGACUCUUUAAUAUGAGUGACGUCAGUAUUGACGAUAUUCCGAACAUUCCAAAAUACAGAAGUGACCUUGACUUAAAAGAGAUUUGUAGACACUUGUCCUCAACAUUUAAAGGUAUUUGUGGUGUUGGAUGUCGAAUGCAAAAACUACAAAUUGUUGUGAAAGAUGUUCAGACCUUUACUAGGGAAGAAAAGCAAAAUAGGCUCCGACAAGUUUUACUCGACUUCAAAAUCUAUGAGUACGAACUCGUUCCAAUGUCAAUUAAAAAGUAUUUAACACCUGGUGAUAGCAUCGCUGUUGGUUACGUCAACAAUGGAAGUUUUGGCUGCUUUGCCAAAGAAACCAAAACUCAAAACGAGGAGAUAGUGAUGUAUGGACUAUUCUCCAAACAUUUAGUGCCAGCAAGUAAUCAAAUAAACAGGUUGCAUGUAAUGGAAGGCGGUGAACCCAAAAGCGUUGGUGAGGUUAUAGACAGCACUGUGGAAUGUGGCAAACUUGAUAUAGCAGCAGCGGCUCUUUCUAUAAGAAAAGAUGAAUGCGACACAAGGUUUAAAACAGUCAGUGGUAAACAAAUUUCUGGAGACAAACGUAUCAUUGAAUCUGAAAACUUAGUUGGACGGAAAGUACAUAUUUGGGGAGCUAAAUCAAAACCUGGUAAAGGAAUAAUAACAGUGCCAGAGUAUAGGUCCACAGAAGAAAUGGAUUUUAGUCUUAUUCUAGUGGAAGACAUUGCAGAUGGGGAAGGAAUCGUAGGAGAAAGAUUCUCUCAACCUGGUGAUAGCGGUGCUAUUGCCUGUACUGAUGUCCCAGGGCAGGAAUGUGUCAUACCAAUUUCAAUGAUUAUGGGAGUAAUGAAUUACACAGAAGUAGAUGAAGACGAUAAACAAAAUAUAAAAAGGAAAAAGGGACGAUAUGCCACAGUACCAUUGCAGAGUGGUCUCCGGCAAAUAAGCGAAAGGAUUGGAAAACAAGUUGAGCUUUGCUGAAAAACUGGUCAUUGGAUAUUAACAUAUAUACAGCAAUUUAAAAGAUUUACGCCCUACGUUUAUAACAUCCAAAUUAGAUAAAGGGAAAAUUAUAAAAACGGUUUUCAGAAAAGUGUAACGCGUCUGUUUAUCCAGAUACAUAAACUAUUAGUAAAAGUUUUAUAUCGGAUAAUCUCUUUAUAAUACAAAGUGGUAUAAAAAACUUUUUGAAAUGUAUGUACGUUCAUACAUAAGGCUUCUUUCCAGUUAUAUAUAACUGGGAACAUGUCUUAUAGCUGUAUUUGUUAAGGAAUACUUAUGAUUCUGUUAAAUUGUAAUUGAGUUAAAUAUGUUUAAUGCUUUAACUGAUGAAAUAGUUUUGAUUUUGUGUUUUUAGUGAGUGUGUGAGGUAAUGUUUUUUUCUAAUUGAUAAUUUAUACUAAACUGUAUCAUUAAAUAAAUAGCA